UCCAGGGUUUCGCAAGCUGCAAUCUCUAUCUAGCUAGUUCCAGAGCGCCGUAAAGCGAAACGUAUUGAAUUCGAGAUUAAUCGUUCAAUAGAUAUCUAUCCAAGACUUAAAAUUGUUCAGGAGCCUGCAGAACGUCUGGUUGGACUUAAUCGUAAAUUUAUUUUGUUUUAAUUAGCAGAAAACGCAAAUAACGUGAAUAUUGUGAUGUGCUAUUUAUGGCGUUUUACAUUCCCAGUGACUGAUCAAUAGCUGUUAUUGCAACUACGCUGAAAACUGUUUGCGUUUCACAAAAUAGCUGCAAGUGCCAAAUCAACAAUAAUUAUGAACAUCCAUCGAAACUGAGUACAUCGUAAAACGUUUAGUUAGGCAGUAAUAAAUCGAAAACGAAUUCAGCUCAGUGCGAUUCCAUUUCUCUGUAACCAAUUCUAGUCUUGAAAACACGUAAAAUGUAUCAAAAACGUUUGAUGCGAAUCAUCUAUUUGCUUAUUUUUAUGAUUGUACUGAUACUUCUUUACAAAAGUUUCUCAAAUUCACCGGGCACGACAAAUGAGAUACAGGAUGAAACAAUGCUGCGGCCAUCUGAUGCUCCCGUAUAUGUCAUGGUGUUUUACGAAGCACUCUGUCCAGAUUCUAAAAAUUUCAUACUUAAGCAACUACAUCCAACGUUUGUGCGUGCCCCAAGCCUAAUAGAAAUCCAAUUCGUGCCCUACGGCAAAGCUACGACCAGUACGAAUUCGGAUGGUUCCCUAGCUUUCGAUUGUCAGCAUGGGCCGAUUGAGUGCGAGUCCAACAUCAUUCACGCGUGCGUCGUCGAAGCUGUCCACGAUGCCAGAACGCGCCUAAACAUGGUUGCGUGCAUGAUUCGUGAUAAUAUGAUACCGAAGGACGCUUUCUAUCGCUGUGCCAAGGAAUACUCCGUUGAAAUUGAAUCAAUCCAGAAAUGCUAUGACAGCCCUCACGGGGCGGAAUUGCUCAAGCUGCAUGGCGAAGCUACACACGCACUGCGCCCGGCUGUCUCAUUUAUUCCAACCAUCACCCUCGAUGGACAGCAGGGGCGACAAGCUUCCAUCCUGAAGGACUUGUUCGGCGAAGUGUGCAAGGUAGCUUCCGGCCGGGGGCCGAAACCGGUGGCGUGCGAAUGAUAGCAAAUAGUGCUGUACUCGAUAAAUCGUUUUCUGCGGAACGAAAUGUACGAGGAGCUUCGACAGAUUCCAGGGCGCAUUCAGCGCUCGGUUCUACUGCUAUUGCAGUAGGUUAAAUCCUAUUUAUAAUAGAACGCAACGAUAAUGCCCUCCAAAGAGACUUUUUUCUUCGAAACAUCGAUUCAGUUACUUGAUGUAACAAAAGAAUUGUUUUUGUUAGUUUUGCUCAAUGUUUUCCAUUUUUCAUUAAAUCUAGUUGAACUAUUACAGGUUGAUAGGCACAUUUAUCCAAAUAAGAACUAAAUUUUUGCACCGCAUUUUGAGGGUCAAUAAUAGAAUUUUUGUGUCCAACAUACCAUAAACUACGUAGAAAUGGUAAUUUCGUAAUGUGUAUGAAAAAUCCUAGAAACGUGUACCUAGAAGCUAGUAGAAUGAUAGUAUGAAUCCUAGUAUUGAUGUAUAGCGUUAAGACAUUUUGUGGUCUAGAACACCAUUUAGAAUCAAACAAGCAGUCAUUAGCAAUAUUUUCUAGCUUGGCAACGUUGACUUUGGAUGAUAUACUAUUAUCUAACAUUAUCAUUGUUGAAUAACUCGUAUCAUUAAAGAUAGCGUGCACCUUCCACGACGAAUCAGUCGUUCGUAUCAAUUAACUUUAGUAGGUAUGAAAAAUUGUUCGUACUGAUUUUACGAGAAUAAAAACAAAAAAGUCAAGAAAAUUAAAAA
Topomyia yanbarensis is the source of this 1865-nucleotide messenger RNA. Its product is annotated as GILT-like protein 2. NCBI's taxonomy places the organism in Eukaryota, Metazoa, Arthropoda, Insecta, Diptera, Culicidae. The record is from RefSeq and is a predicted model, not a curated record. Gene Ontology annotation, molecular function: oxidoreductase activity, acting on a sulfur group of donors, disulfide as acceptor. Bases 447 to 1142 code for a protein of 231 amino acids. The transcript has 4 exons.